Molecule: messenger RNA, 4098 nt
Organism: Schizosaccharomyces cryophilus OY26
Lineage: Eukaryota; Fungi; Ascomycota; Schizosaccharomycetes; Schizosaccharomycetales; Schizosaccharomycetaceae
Product: STE/STE11 protein kinase
Exons: 2
Coding region: 1-4098 (1365 amino acids)
Biological process (GO): protein phosphorylation
Molecular function (GO): ATP binding; protein kinase activity
Source: RefSeq, a predicted model, not a curated record
AUGGGGUUUGAGAGCACUCAGUAUACUUCUAAUGAUCCGGUCGAUUUAGGAUUACAGCAAUUGUAUCUUGAUAAUGCUCAAAUUUCAUCUACCGUCAACAUCUCUGGUUCAAAAUCUGCAGACGAUUAUGAGUCUUCAAAACGAAUUAUGAAUAGUUCUUCCUUUCCUUCCUCUUCUUCAGGAAGAACGGGGGAGCGAUUUGGCCAUUCUAAGAGCUGCAAUAAUUCAUAUCACCCUUCUUUGAUCACAGCUCAUUCCCUUACUACGAGCCCUUCAACUCUUCCUCGCACUUCAUAUAAUACCUACCAACACUAUUCAUCCAUGCUCCGCUCUCCGCAUAAUGUCGGAAAUAGAAGCCAUCGGUCCGAUUCCAAUAUAAACAUUUAUCCUCAUAUCACUCGACCCCGCGAAAGUACCGAAUUCGUCCGUAACCACCAUAAGAAACCUUCAGACAUUUACGGUGUGCAGGAAAAUUCGUAUUACAAUAAUGUGGAUCUUGACUUAGCUGCAGUAAAUGACAAUUCGUCGCAUUCUAUGGCAUCCAUUCAUCAUUCUGAAGAAGAAAGUGAUAACGAUACUGAUUUUUCUGAGUCUGCUUAUCCAGAAUUUGAUAUUGACGCUUUUUACAACGUCCCAAGCAUUUUAUUUAGCGAAGUUGAUCUCCAGAAUCCCGAAAAGCGAGAGCGACUUGAAUGGCACUUAAUGCUUUCUUCGGUGUUAAAGGGCGAUGUCAUGCAGUCGGAAAAGAGGAGGAUGCGUGACACGAAACAAAGUGGCUAUAGUAAACAAACCAUCACAGAUAUCUGGUUGGGACUUCAGGCUUGGCUUCACGGCCGUCUUGCAGCAGACCAAGCCAAUGUCAUCCGAAGUAAUCGGGAGAAGGUUGAAUUCGUCUUACAAGAGGUUAUCAAUUUUGAAGUUCAACCUAAAGAACGUUGUCAAAAAUCCGCGUUUGAGCAGGUUGCUGAACUCCUUGAUAAAGUCGAAGAAUGUGAAAGCUAUUAUAUUUCUAGUCGCGAAAUGAGAGAAGACGCUCCUUUAUAUGCUUCCAAAGAAUUUAAUGACAAGUUGAAUGCCCUGGUAUCAUGGAGUAAUGUGAAGGAGAAUGUUCAUACGGAAACUGUAAUCCUUCGAAGGUGGAUUGGAAAUGACACAUUUGAUUUGACAAGCCAAAUCACUAAUUCGCCGUCCUUUGUGGAACGUAUAUUCCGGCAGUUUGGUUUACAGAAAACAUUUGAGCAGAGAACAUUGACUACUCUAAAUCGUCUUAUUCACCAGGCAAAACAAACAAUUAUAGAGAAUGCUAAAGCUUUUGAGGAUAUGAAGCUUCCGACAUAUGGUGAUGAACUAAAUGCGUUGGUCGAUUUUCCUAUCAAAUUAGUGGAUGAAGCAUUGCGUCUUCGGUUAAUGUAUGCCAAAAAAGUAAAAGGGUCAAACUCAUUCAUGGUUGAUUCUUUACUAGAUGAUUUCAAAAUAACUUUAUCGGUUGCUGUGCGUGUUAAAUUAGAAUACAUUGACAUAGCAAGGCCUUAUCCAGGUUGGGAUUUACCUCAAGAUGUUGAUGCCUAUUACAAUGACAUCUUAUUAGAAUCUUUAAAAUUUUAUUUCAAGUUGCUCGCUAUAAAAUUGAGUUCUAAGAACGAAUGGGCUUUCCUUGACAAGUAUGUGGGUUGGAUAGAUGGAGGAGAAUACCAAAUGGCUAGCCAUUUCGGUUACUUAUUGAAUCGUCUUUUAAUUAAUGUACAUCGUCACCUUGAAUCUCAUUUGAAAGGGCCUGAAGAGCGUUCAAUAAUGUCUCUAACAAACUGGUUCACAACGCUUCUUAAGAACACCCAAAUUCGAUUCCGUAAGAUCUUACGCUUUUCCGAUGUGUAUAACUCUCGAUUCCAAAAUGCUGCUGAAUACGUCGUCCACAAUAAUUGUUUAAAUGAAGUGGUCGACCGCCUGUCUUCAACGGGCCAUUUUUUAACGUAUACUGCCAAUUUAGAACGUGAUGGUGUUUUCGUUAUUGCGGAUGCAUCUUUGGGAGAAAGACCGGAUGCAAUCAAAUCUUUAAUCGCAAGCACUGCGAAUAAUGAUAUAGAAUACACUAAGGAGAAUAAUUCUUAUGUCCUAAUUAUUUGUACCAAACAACCAUUGCUUUGGAAAGGAAGGAUAAUUAAAGUUGAUAUUCCAGAUUUUCACUCCGACUUAAAAGACAAUCAUAUACGGAUUGUUACUUCUAGUGACGCUGCUCAUUUACAAGAUGCAAAGGCUGUAUUUCAAGAUUUAAACACGGGUUUGGUGAGCGCUCACGUAAACUGUCGGUCUAAUAUCGCGCGCGUCUAUAGGGACUAUAUUCGAUUUAACAAACUUUGCAUUCGUAUCGCUUCUACUGUUGUUGAUAGCACCACUUACGUCCGAGAGGCAUGUAAAGGGUUUAAUUGCUCAGAUUUAAUAUAUAGUGCGUUUACUUUCGCAGCAGAAUUUAGUCAACGAAUUAUGCGAUUUUUGAAUUUUGAUUCCUACUUGGAUAGUCAUCUUCAGAAAAAAAUUAUGGUUUUAGCGAUUGAUUGGGUUGCUUUCCUUUGUGAAGAAUGUGAUCCUCUUGACAGAAAAACGUUUCGUUGGGCGGUAAGUGCUUUAGAGUUUUUAAUGGUUGUACUCCAUGGAACAAAUAUAUUGCUGCUUGACGACGCCAAUUUUGAGAAAUUACGAGAUAAGGUGGGCAAAACAAUGUCUUUGCUCCUAAAUCAUUUUGACAUUCUUGGUGCUAAAUCUAAAACAAUUGAUGAAUUGGAAGUAGUAAACAUGGAUGAGGCUUCGAGAAAUUACCUGAAUUAUGAUACUAUCGAGGAGGAUGAAACAAUUACAGUUUUGCAAAAGGAAAUGAUGCAACGAAUUGAAGAGAUUGAAGCUGAAAGAAAUGCAAUGUUGCAUGAGCGGUUAGCAAUUGGACAUGUGCUCGAUGUUUCAGUAUAUCGAAAUAGAGACUUUAUUAAACUUGCUUCUUCUCUAUCCAAUAUUACGAUUCGUUGGCAGCAAGGACAAUUUGUUAAAAGUGGAAUGUUUGGAGAUGUGUAUAGCGGUGUGAAUCUUGAAACAGGUGAUCUUUUGGCCGUUAAGGAAAUAAGAAUUCAAGACAGUCGCUCUCUUAAAAGUGCUGUUGAUCAGAUUCAUAACGAGAUGACGGUGUUGGAGAAACUUAAUCAUCCAAACAUAGUUUCUUAUUAUGGUGUCGAGGUUCAUAGAGAAAAGGUAUAUAUAUUUAUGGAAUUAUGCCAAGGUGGAUCUUUGUCCGAUUUGCUUUCCUAUGGCCGUAUAGAAGAUGAGAUGGUCGUUGGCAUGUACGUUUUGCAGUUAUUAGAAGGUUUGUGUUAUAUGCACUCACGACACGUUUUACAUCGUGAUAUAAAGCCAGCAAAUCUAUUGUUGGAUAGAAAUGGGAAUAUUAAGUAUAGCGAUUUUGGGUCCGCCCUUUAUGUACCUCCUCCGGAAGAUCAGGCGUCUCACGUUGAGGAUAUCCAGCUUGAGAUGCACAACUUAGCUGGAACACCUAUGUAUACAUCCCCAGAGAUCAUCAUAGGAACUAAAAAAGGAAGGUUUGGUUCUAUGGAUAUAUGGGGACUUGGAUGUGUAAUCUUAGAAAUGCUGGCUGGAUGCACUCCUUGGAAUCAGAUGGACAAUGAAUGGGCAAUUAUGUAUCAUAUUGCGGUUAUGCAUACCCCCACAAUCCCUUCGAGUUAUCAAAUUACAAGUCUUGCUAGGGACUUUUUAGAACGCUGUUUUGAUUGUGAUCCAGAGAGACGUCCCACUGCUAUUGAACUGUACCUACAUCCUUGGGUAACCAAAUUGCGUGAGAAGGUAGGAGUUGGACCUUCUACUGAGAUGCAGGAGCUUAUAGAAAAGCAUAAUGAACUGAUAUUGGAAAAUGAACGUAAAAAAAAACUGGAUGGCUUAAUAGCAACGAAUGACGAUGAGAACAUGAAGAUUGUUGAAAAUGAUAUCCCGCCAAUACCUUCCUAUUUUCUGGAUGAUGUCGUGGACAGAUUGAAUGUGGUCAAAAUGGAAGAUGAAUGUCAAAGAUCACCUUUGUCUGAUUCAGAAUCACUUUUUUGA